CCCUAGGUUUGGUGAUUAAGAAGAAGAAGACACAAUUGCUUGCUUUUAUGGAAUCAGUGAGCAAUUCAGAUUCUACCAAACAACAAAUGCAAAUGCAAUUGUCAGUUGUUGGCUCUGAAGCUGCAGCACACUCAUCAGGUGCAACUGAUCAAUCACCUUCUCCAGAUUCUUGCGUAAGUCAGGGAUUUGAAGGAAACAGAAACUUGCAAAUCUCCGACGGUUUCUCGACUCGACUGGCAAUCACAGCACAAGGUUGUCACACUGCUCAUGGAAGCAGCACAGUAGGUUCCUCCAGUGGCAAUUCUGCCCCACGGAACAGGCAAUUCUGGAGUGCUGGGGAGUAUGAAGAUCUACCAAACACUGGACUAGCACACCGCAGUGAUGGUCGAAACCGUCUGUGUGUCCAUCCAAAGUUUCUGCAUUCGAAUGCUACUUCACACAAAUGGGCCUUUGGAGCAAUAGCAGAACUUCUCGAUAACGCAGUCGAUGAGAUACAGAAUGGAGCUACCUUUGUCAAAGUGGAUAAGUUUAUUAGUCCACAUACAGGCAGCCUAGCAUUGCUAGUUCAAGAUGAUGGUGGCGGAAUGGACCCAGAAUUCUUGCGGCGUUGCAUGAGCUUUGGUUUUUCGGAUAAACAAGCUUCUUCAAACAUUGGACAAUAUGGAAAUGGCUUCAAGACUAGCACAAUGAGACUUGGAGCAGAUGUGAUUGUUUUCACUCGCAACAAGAAGGGAAGUGAGCUGACUCAAAGUGUUGGUCUCCUAUCAUACACAUUCCUGAGGCAAGAAGGUUACAACGACAUCGUAGUCCCAGCAGUGGAUUACUCCUUGGAUUCCUCCCGCGGUGUAUUAACUAGAAUACAUCGCAAAGAUCGAGGACAAUUCUUUUCCAAUUUAUCAGUGAUGCUGAAAUGGUCUCCUUUCCCCACAGAAUCUGAGUUGCUGAAGAAUUUCAACGAUAUCGGGGCUCAUGGCACUAAAAUAAUCAUAUACAAUCUGUGGUACAAUGACGCAGGGGAUACUGAACUUGAUUUCGAGUCUGAUGAAAAGGAUAUAUUAAUAAGUGGGGCUCCAAAGAAAGCAGCUACGCGUAACGUCCUUGUGCAGGUUACACAGAGCCAUAUCGCAAAGACACUUCGCUACUCUCUUCGAGUAUACUGCUCAAUUCUGUAUCUGCAUGUACCUGGUGACUUUAAGAUCAUCUUGCGUGGUUCAGAGGUCAAGCACCAUUACAUAGCUAGAGAUCUCAAAUACUGCGAAUGCGUCAAGUAUCGACCACAAGUUGGUGGAAAGAUAGAGGGUGAGGUUGUCACCACAAUUGGAUUUUUGAAAGAAGCUCCAUUUGUCGAUAUUCAUGGAUUCAAUAUAUAUUAUAAGAACCGUUUAAUCUUGCCCUUUCAUCGAGUGGCAUCUCAGUCGGGAAGCAAAAGUCGAGGUGUUGUCGGUGUACUUGAAGCAAACUUUAUCAAACCUACACAUGAUAAGCAAGGUUUUGAAAGAUCAAAUCUUUAUCAAAAGCUUGAAGUUAGAUUGAGAGAAAUGACAAAUGAAUAUUGGGGGUGUUAUUCCCAUCUGAUUGGUUAUACAAAGAAAGUUUCUGAUUCAUCAACACCUCAAGCUGCCAUUGCCCAUCCAUUGCCAUUCUCUUCUUCCUCCGGUUGCGACAUUAAGCCCGUCGCGGUUAACCCUCAAAUGUUAACAGACAACACUAGCAAAUCCUCUCAAUCAUCAACAAUUACUCCAAAUAUGUCUUUAAUUAAUGAUCCCAACACAUUCAACCAUGGACAAGCUAUCACCAAGCAGAUUGCAAGUCCAGUACAAGUUAGAAUGAAAAGAGAGAGGAGACAUGAAGAGUCUCUUGCUGAAACUGAACCUCUUCAAAAGCAGGCACGUUGUAGUAGCACUGGGACAGAAGUUGAGCUACAUAAUUGUGUUGGACAGCGACAAGUUGUGGAUAUAAAAGCCUUGAUGCAACAGAAUAAGGAAAUAGAGAAAGACUGCUUAGAGCAUGAAAAGAUACAGAGGGAGCUCUUGUUCAAGAUUCAGGCGCUCAAGCAUGAGCUUGAGCAAGUUCAGCAACAGCACGAGAGAUUGUUCAGCGGACUCCUAGUUAGCAAUGCCAUGAAGACGGAGAAAGUAUGAAGUUUGAGACCACACCUCCUCGUGAUAGCAAAUUCGAAUUUACGAGAACCGGUACAUAGUAGAUUAGACCACUAGUUCAAAGAAAAAAUGGAAAAAAUAGUGUUGUAAAUGUAUAUGUAUCACUCACAAUUUGUGUACUUAGGUUAGUCGUAUUCCGAAAAGUUCUAUUUCGGGUAAUCGACUACGAGAGUAUAGUCUUUUGCCGGAGCUUCUUUGAGGUUUAGAUUAGUAAGGAAUGUAAGAAUGAAAUUGGAGAUGAGAAUUGAAUUGUUAUUGAAUCA
Molecule: messenger RNA, 2422 nt
Organism: Zingiber officinale
Lineage: Eukaryota; Viridiplantae; Streptophyta; Magnoliopsida; Zingiberales; Zingiberaceae
Product: protein MICRORCHIDIA 6-like
Exons: 20
Coding region: 48-2141 (697 amino acids)
Cellular component (GO): nucleus
Molecular function (GO): ATP hydrolysis activity
Source: RefSeq, a predicted model, not a curated record